Messenger RNA from Linum tenue, 774 nucleotides. NCBI's taxonomy places the organism in Eukaryota, Viridiplantae, Streptophyta, Magnoliopsida, Malpighiales, Linaceae. The record is from the annotation of a GenBank genome assembly.
GGCAGGCUGAGGCAACAGACUGCGGAAGAACGCUUCCAAGAUUGAAAUUUGAAGUCCCCCUCCCCAGGCUCGGAGAAGAAGAAUUGGAAUGAAAAUGAACCCUCUUAUGUGGCACAAAGUAGCUGGCGUUUCUGGGGUAGCUGCCCUCGCAAUGGGCACUUAUGGCGCCCACGCCUUUAAACCUAAAAACCCUGCUUACAACGAGGUGUGGAGGACAGCUUCAUUGUAUCAUUUAGUUCAUACUGCUGCCCUUGUAGCAGCUCCUAUGACCAAAUAUCCCAACUUGUUUGGAGGACUAUUAACUACUGGAAUUCUUGCAUUUUCCGGAACGUGUUAUACCGUUGCAUACUUGGAGGACCGGUCGUAUGCAAAGAUAGCUCCAUUUGGUGGCUUUGCAUUCAUUGCUGCUUGGGCGAGCUUGCUUUUCUGAUGGAAGUGGUUGCUUCAGAUCGACUCAGAACUUGUCUUCCAAGUUUCUGGCACCGUUUAUGUAAAGCUGGAUUUGAGCAAAACGCAUAUGCCAUCACCUCGACAGAUAACCAACCGAUAUAUAUGUGCUAUAUGGAGGAGAUGGGGAUAUUUUUCUUUCUGUCCUUGUUGAGGUAAUGCAUGAGGAACAACAGGAUGUUCUUGAUUGUUUGUAUGGUGAAACCAAUGCAGGUGGAUAAAUAUGGUUGUCUUGUUGGAUUUCUCUAGCUUACUGGUUGCAUAAUUGACCCUUGUGUUCUUCAUUUUUUUCUGCCUAUUUUUUUUUUCUUUUCUUUUCUUCUCCCU